AUGCCCGAACAAAUAACUCUUUACACUGGCAAAAUCUGUCCUGGUGGGCAGCGCGUUGAAAUCGCGCUUAUAGAGGCAGGCGCGGAGUUUACCAGACAUGAGAUCGACCUGCAGAAUAAGCCGAGUUGGUUCACCGAACAAGUCAAUCCUGUAGGCAAGAUUCCAGCACUUUCGUACGGUGGCCCAAAGGUGCCCCCAGAUCAUCCGCAUCCAGAGUCCGUUAAGCUUGCAGAGUCACUGGUUCUGCUUGAAUUCGUCGCGGACCUCUUCCCAGGAUCAAAGCUCCUUCCAAGAGAUCCUGUCUUGCGAGCACGUGCGCGUUUCUUCAUCGAUGCGGUGAAUACUAAAUUCGUGGCUGGGUGGAUGGCUUUCGUUGCCCAUGGUGAAAGUGCAGAUACAUUCUUCUCUGCUGUCGAGGCGAUCCAGGCGCUACUUACCGAUGACAAGAAGUUCGCGGUUUCUGAUGAUCUCACAAUUGCGGAUGCGGCUAUUGCCCCCUUUCUCGCUCGUGUUUUCUUGUCGACAAAGAAUGACCUCGGAAAUUUUGCACCUGGUGAAGGAAGGAAAGUAUUUGAGGUACUCAACAGCCCACGGUUCAGCAAGCUCACGAACUACUACAAACGGAUUGAAGCGCGUGAGAGCUUCAAGUCAACGUUCGACGAGGAUUACAACAAAGGAUACUACGACAGAAUGUUUAAUAAGACCAAGGCUCCAUGAUUAGAUGCAUCGAAGUAAAGGGACAUCGUGAUACGUAGCUCAUACGCUAGGCUCUAUCGUGUAUGCGAAAUGUAGGCAAAUA
Molecule: messenger RNA, 799 nt
Organism: Fomitiporia mediterranea MF3/22
Lineage: Eukaryota; Fungi; Basidiomycota; Agaricomycetes; Hymenochaetales; Hymenochaetaceae
Exons: 5
Coding region: 1-717 (238 amino acids)
Cellular component (GO): cytoplasm
Source: RefSeq, a predicted model, not a curated record